ACAUUCUGUUUGCGCUGUGUGUUUCCUAAGCUUGUGACCCUGAAAAAGGCAGGUGUGUAUCCUUCAAGAAGCAGAGAGGUAGAGACUAAAUGGAUCUAAAGACAGCAGUGUUCAACGCAGCUCGUGAUGGCAAGCUGCGGCUCCUUUCCAAGUUACUGGCAAGCAAAACAAGAGAAGAGAUAGCUCUACUGAUGUCAGAGAAAACCAAUGGUGCUACACCACUUCUGAUGGCAGCCCGUUAUGGUCACCUUGACAUGGUGGAAUACUUGUUGGACCAUUGCUCUGCAUCAAUAGAAGUUGGUGGUUCGGUGAAUUUUGAUGGUGAGACCAUUGAGGGGGCUCCGCCAUUAUGGGCAGCAUCUGCAGCUGGCCACUUGAGGGUGGUUCAGUGUCUGUUAGAUCAUGGUGCAUCUGUCAACAAUACAACUCUGACAAAUUCAACACCGCUUAGAGCUGCCUGUUUUGAUGGUCACCUGGAAAUAGUAAAAUAUCUGGUGGAGCACAAAGCAGACCUGGAAGUGUCAAACCGUCAUGGACAUACAUGCCUGAUGAUCUCAUGUUACAAAGGCCACAAAGAAAUUGCUCAGUAUUUACUUGAAAAAGGAGCUGAUGUUAACAGAAAAAGUGUUAAAG
Molecule: messenger RNA, 633 nt
Organism: Antrostomus carolinensis (chuck-will's-widow)
Lineage: Eukaryota; Metazoa; Chordata; Aves; Caprimulgiformes; Caprimulgidae
Product: protein fem-1 homolog C-like
Exons: 1
Biological process (GO): ubiquitin-dependent protein catabolic process
Cellular component (GO): ubiquitin ligase complex
Molecular function (GO): protein binding
Source: RefSeq, a predicted model, not a curated record